GUUGCCCCACUCACAGUAGGACUUGAUCUGUACGUUGAAUCAUUUGCCAACAUCGCUGAAGCCAACAUGGUGAGUCACAUGAUAUCAAUUUUGAUUUGUACAUGAAAUAUACUUCUUCCGAUAAUAUAACCAUCGCCAUAUAUGUAAAUAUUUAAUGCGCAGCAUCGUCAUGCUCUGUGUAACUUUGAGUUUGAACAUCCAACCUCUUUCACUGUUAAGUGUGAUAAGUUUGCACACUUAAUGCUAGCCCGGGUGACCUAUUUAUGGAGCUGUUCCUUCAAACUGGUCUCCUUUUAUUGCACCUGUACGCUCUGAUUGCGUCUCAAUCUCCUCUUGUAAACAGGAGUACACAGUGUUUGGUUACCUUCGCCAUUUCUGGAUUGACAAGCGAUUUGCCGGGAGAUUCAAUGAAACUAUUCGCCUAAAAGGUUCGAUUGUUGAGCAUGCGUGGACUCCUGACACCUACGUAGGCAACUCAAGAGAAUCAAAUCUGCGAGUGAAGGAUUCGGAGUCAGACAGCAUGUUGGAGAUAUAUCCAAAUGGGAGCAUUUUCUACUCGAAAGGGUUAGUUCCAAACACCAGCUGUGGGAAAGGGAUAGAUGACAUAUAAAUUGACUGCGGUUAUAUGUAUGUAUGGUAAAAUGGUAUAGUAUACAAUCAAGACUUUUACAGACAGUACAGAUUUGGGUGUCGAAUAGGGUUAAGAUUAGGGUAUACCGUCUGAAAAAAAUUGUGUAGGGUAAGAAGAAUUAGAGUUUCGAGUUCAUAGUUUAUGGUAGGGAUUUUGGUAAAAAUAAAGGGGGCUUCCUGCGUAGCGUUUGUGUGUGUUAAAAGUGGGAAGGUGGUAAGUUCAACGCUGAUAAUUAAAAAAAAAAACUUCAACGUUUCGGCAAUGCUGCCUUCAUCAAGGUGAUGGCGACUGAGAGAAGAAUGGGUGGGGUAAGCUUGAAAUAUUUGUCAUCCUUUCCAUGAGGAACAAAGGAGAAAAAAAAAAAAGAAAGAAAGAAAGAAAGAAAGAAAGAAAAGAAAAGAAAAGAAACAGCAAUCCCCUGGUGAUCAAAUGAGAUUGGGGUUAGGAGGAUUAGUGCAUGGUGUGUUUAUUUUGCCUUAUACAAACUUGUUUCUUUCUAUCUAGUGUCAAGAUUGUUGCUUCUUGUGAAAUGAACCUGGAGAAUUUUCCGAUGGACACUCAAAAAUGCAUGCUGAUUUUUGGGAGCUGUGAGUAGUAUUUGCAUCUGAUAGCAUUGACUCUCAUUCCUCUUUGGAGCUGGUUACUCAAAUAAAGUAAUGCACGUAAUGUGUUUUUUGGACCACCAGGUGGCGAUAUCUCAAAGCCAUUUUUGUACAAGAAAAGCAAUGAAAUAUAAUUUUUGUAUUUUUUAAUGCUUAUUUGUCUGCGUACAUUGCGUUCCAGUUCGGCCACUAGGCUCUCGAUCCCUCUUGAAAAAGGAAUCCUUAGGCUAAUAACUCGAUCUGCUGAAAAAAUUUUUAAUAGCCUCCCUGAUCAUUUAAGAAUGUGUGAUGACUCAAGUUUUUCGCAGGGGAGUAAAAAUCGGCUCUUUAUCUAGGUAAACUCAGGAUUCCUUCAAGAUCGCUAAUGAGAUGAAAUCAUGUUUUUUUCUGUAGAUAGUCUUAACACGAACGGCUUGAAUUACAAAUGGAAGACUGACACGGCGAUUGUUGAAAAGAAAAGCAUUGCUCAAUUUGACAUGAACAAGGUGGAACUGAACUCAACAAAUACGACUUAUAUCAGUGGUUAGUGAUAGCUAUUACACUUGAUAUUUAUUUUCCUAAUCGUCUUUAUCCAUCUGGGGGAAGGGGGGGGGGGGGGUCAUUUCACAUUUCAUUGAGUGCAUUCCCUAUGCUCCUCCUAGAGGAGACACUCACCUUGUUCCAAAAUAGCGAGUGUCUGUAGUAGUAGUACCUCUUUUGUGAAUGGCGUACCCCUGCACACACACCUUAGUAUGUGUAAUUCUAUAUUGAUGUCACUUCAGUUUUUUAACAACAAAUGUGAAAUAGCAAAGCUUAUCAAGUGUACAUGAAAUCCACAGGGUCAUAUAGCACGCUCAUCAUAAGUUUCAACUUCAAACGGCGCAUUGGUUAUUACGUCAUCCAAGUUUUCUUCCCAGACAUCCUUGUGGUUGCAAUAAGUUGGAUAGUCUUUUGGUUAGACCAAGAUGACAUGGGUGGUCGAGUUGGCCUGGGUAUCACAACCAUACUGACUAUUAUGUUUCUGUUGGGCUCUGUAAACAUGUCGCUACCUCGUGUUAGUUAUCCCAAGGCCAUUGACUGGUACCUUAUCGGGUCUUUUCUGUUUGUCUUCCUCGUUGUGAUGGAGUGCAUCUUAGUGUACAUUUUGCGUCCAAGAAAUCGAGAUCCCAAAAACAAUAACCACAAAAAAGUAAUGGAGUUGGAAAUGGACAUCAUAAGUAAUGUUCAGGUAGGGUUUAAGAACUGUGGCUAA
Messenger RNA from Porites lobata, 2464 nucleotides. The record is from the annotation of a GenBank genome assembly. Lineage: Eukaryota; Metazoa; Cnidaria; Anthozoa; Scleractinia; Poritidae.